AUGGAUCCCAGGAUGGAUAAGAAUAUCGCCCGAGCCGUGACCGAUAAGCCCCCGGUUCCGGAGAUUGAUUUCACCCUCCAUGUAAUGGAAGAUGGCACGCAGGUGUCAACCAUGGAACGCGUUGUCAAAGAGGUGCAAGCACCCGCACUACAGACCCCAACAGACGAGCAGUUUUGGGAUCCUGAAGACCAAACAAAACCGAACCUGCAGUUUCUCAAGCAACAUUUCUAUCGGGAAGGUCGCCUCACCGAGGACCAGGCGCUAUGGAUUAUACACACCGGCACUCAAGUACUGAAGUCGGAGCCCAACCUGUUAGAGAUGGAUGCGCCCAUAACUGUUUGCGGUGAUGUCCACGGGCAGUACUACGAUCUGAUGAAGCUAUUUGAAGUCGGAGGAGACCCCUCGGAAACACGGUAUCUAUUCUUGGGCGAUUAUGUCGAUCGUGGUUACUUCAGUAUUGAGUGUGUUCUCUACCUCUGGGCACUGAAAAUCUGGUAUCCGAACACGCUCUGGUUGCUUCGAGGCAAUCACGAAUGCCGACACUUGACGGAUUACUUCACUUUCAAGUUGGAGUGUAAGCACAAAUAUAGCGAGACCAUCUACGAAGCCUGCAUCGAAUCAUUUUGCGCGCUGCCGCUGGCGGCGGUCAUGAACAAGCAAUUCCUCUGCAUCCACGGAGGAUUGAGUCCCGAAUUGCAUACCUUGGAAGAUAUCAAGUCGAUUGAUCGAUUUAGAGAACCGCCAACCCACGGCCUUAUGUGCGAUAUUCUCUGGGCGGAUCCUUUGGAGGACUUCGGUCAAGAAAAGACCGGCGACUACUUCAUCCACAACAGUGUUCGAGGGUGCUCGUAUUUUUUCUCCUACCCAGCCGCGUGUGCUUUCCUAGAGAAGAACAACUUGCUUUCAGUCAUUCGCGCCCACGAGGCUCAGGAUGCCGGUUACCGCAUGUAUCGCAAGACUAGGACUACCGGGUUCCCCAGCGUCAUGACCAUUUUCAGCGCUCCGAACUAUUUGGAUGUAUACAACAACAAGGCCGCCGUCCUGAAGUAUGAAAACAACGUCAUGAAUAUUCGGCAAUUCAACUGCACUCCUCACCCUUACUGGUUGCCCAACUUUAUGGAUGUGUUCACCUGGUCGCUACCUUUCGUUGGUGAAAAGAUUACCGACAUGCUCAUCGCCAUCCUCAACACUUGCUCCAAAGAGGAGCUUGAAGACGAAACACCUUCAACGAUCUCACCCGCCGAAUCUUCUCCCCCUAUGCCCAUGGAUACAGAGAGCACCGAAUUCAAGCGACGCGCCAUCAAGAACAAGAUUCUUGCCAUUGGCCGGUUGUCUCGCGUCUUCCAGGUGUUGCGUGAGGAGUCUGAGCGGGUUACCGAACUCAAAACCGCAGCUGGAGGCCGGCUUCCUGCGGGUACUCUGAUGCUAGGAGCGGAAGGAAUCAAGCAGGCUAUCACUAACUUCGAAGAUGCCCGCAAGGUUGAUUUGCAGAACGAACGUCUCCCGCCAAGUCAUGACGAAGUGGUUCGACGCAGUGAAGAAGAGAGACGCAUUGCGCUUGACCGCGCUGCCCAUGAAGCCGACAACGACGCCGGCCUCGCCACAGUUGCAAGGCGGAUUAGCAUGUCCGCUGGCUCAAAAGGCCGUCGGCCCCGCCCGGACAUCGGUGGUCGGGAAUAG
Messenger RNA from Aspergillus puulaauensis, 1680 nucleotides. RefSeq names its product serine/threonine-protein phosphatase 2B catalytic subunit (gene CNA1). Lineage: Eukaryota; Fungi; Ascomycota; Eurotiomycetes; Eurotiales; Aspergillaceae. The coding region runs from base 1 to 1680 and encodes 559 amino acids. Gene Ontology annotation, biological process: calcineurin-mediated signaling; fungal-type cell wall organization. The record is from RefSeq and is a predicted model, not a curated record. Gene Ontology annotation, molecular function: calmodulin-dependent protein phosphatase activity; calmodulin binding. Gene Ontology annotation, cellular component: calcineurin complex; cytoplasm. The transcript has 5 exons.